Myxocyprinus asiaticus (Chinese sucker) is the source of this 12993-nucleotide messenger RNA. RefSeq lists its product as uncharacterized. NCBI's taxonomy places the organism in Eukaryota, Metazoa, Chordata, Actinopteri, Cypriniformes, Catostomidae. The record is from RefSeq and is a predicted model, not a curated record. Gene Ontology annotation, molecular function: protein binding. Bases 249 to 12278 code for a protein of 4009 amino acids. The transcript is spliced from 49 exons.
UCGCCACGGCAAUAGAUCUGUCCGGGGUGACUCGCACUUGUAACUCAGAGAAUGCAAGUUGCCAGAUCACUGGCCUCCAAUGUGGAGCCACGUACAGUGCCUUUGUGAUCGCAUCCAACUUGAAAUGCAACAGCUCUGCCAGUGAAAACAUCACUGUAGAAACAGCUCCUUGCCCCCCUGGAGAUGUUCGAGCUGAGCUGGACUGUCAGGAGAACCAGGCGUUAGUGAGCUGGCUCAGAUUACAGAGUAUGAUGUCCUUUACUGCCACCUUGCAAGACCAGGUCGGAGGUCUUCUCAGUUGUAGCAGCACUGCCAGCAGCUGCAGAGUCCCCAACCUGAAGUGCGGCCAAGUUUAUGCCGUCAGGGUCACACACCAUGAUGGAACCUGUCUCAGUGUGCCUUCAAAUUCCACACAAUUGAAGUCUGUGCCUUGUGGUCCAGCAAAUGUUCGGGCUGAUGUUCAGUGCCCGUCAGGUGUGCUCUCCAUUGGUUGGGAAAGGACAGAAAACGCUGAGGGGUACAUCACCAGUGUGGUCUCCAAUAGCACGGGACAGCAGGUGUACUGCAACACGACCUCGGCCAACUGUAGCGUGAACACUCUAAAGUGUGGUGAUUCAUAUGACGUACAGGUCAGGUCGUACAACGGCUCCUGUCUGAGCUUGCCCACCCAGUCUCUAGUGCUCAGGGAAGUGCCAUGUGUGCCCACAAACGUGACAGCUAGAUGGACAUGUGCCAACAGCUCAGUGGAGGUCACUUGGAACGGCAGUCAUGGUGCAGGGUCUUAUGUAGCCGUUGCUGUGGGCGACAACAAGCACCGUACAGAAUGCUCCUCCAACACAACUACAUGCAACAUCUCUGACCUGCACUGCAGUAGUGUGUAUUCCAUCAGUGUUAGGGCUGUGGAUGGCAACUGCUCCAGUCUGGAGAGUCAGAGCAUCACCCUACAGACAGUUCCCUGCCCACCAACUAACAUCCAGAGCACUGUGAACUGUAGCACCAACUCUGUCAGUCUGUCCUGGACUGCCAGUGUUCAUGCUGUGUCCUACAGAGGCAGGGCAGUAGGCACAGAUGGGCACAGUGUGACAUGUGAUGUCAGUGCUUCUUGGUGCCAGUUAAACGGCCUGCACUGUGGACAGAAUUACAUGUUUAGCGUUACUGCGUCCGAUGGUAGCUGCGACAGCACAGACAGCCAAGUGUUCAGACACCAGACAGCACCCUGUGCUCCUCAGAAUGUGGCCAGUCUCUUGGACUGUGCCUCUAACAGCCUGAAUGUUAGCUGGGUUCUGGGUGGCACAGCUCUAAACUACAGCGUCCUAGCCAGGACUGCAGGUGGGGCUGCACUUAGGUGCAACACUGAGACCUCCAGUUGUGUCGUCACUGGCCUGCAGUGUGGUCAAAACUACACCACAGUCGUCAUAGCAACCAACGGAGAGUGUCAAGGACCAGAGAGUGUGACUUCGUUUGUUCAAACAGUGCCGUGUAUACCUGCAUUGGCCCGUGCUGAUGUGGAGUGUGCCAGUAACACAGUGAGGGCAUCAUGGGCUCCGGCAGCUGGAGCUCUGUCAUAUACCAGCGUUCUGACCGGUCCGGGCCACUUUAGUGAGUCCUGCAGAACCUCUGAUCCUUUCUGUACAUUCAGACCCCUCCCCUGUGCUCAGACCUUCACACUAAAUGUCAUCUCGCAAGACAGCCACUGCAGCAGCUCGGUCAGCACCAGCAUCUUCGUGACAACAGCUCCCUGUGACCCUGAGAGCGUGUCUGCAGUUCUGCUGUGUGACUCACAAGUGGCUAGAGUCUCGUGGCAAGCUAGCACUAGUGCCAGUCUGUACACCGUCCUAGCGCACACACAGCAUCAGAGCAUUCCUUCCUCUUCCUGUCGCACCACGGCCACUUCCUGUGACCUCCCACAGCUCCAGUGUGGGGAGAUUUUUAACAUCACAGUUCUUGCUGGCGAUGGAACCUGCAACAGUUCAGCACGUGCCAGCACUACACUGGCAACAGCACCAUGUGCUCCGUUACUGAGGUCUCCAUCACUAAACUGCAGCAGUAAUUUUGCCCUGGUGUCUUGGGCGAAGGACCAGGAUUCUCCCAGAGUCCGUGUGAAUGCCACCUCUACCCUGGGACACACUGCCACCUGCAGCUCUUCCACUGGAAACUGUUCCCUGGAUGCUCUACUGUGUGGUCAGAUGUACAGUGUGUACGGGACAGCCCAGGGUUCUCAGUGUGAGAGCACACCUAGUGCUCCAUUCAGUAUUUUCACAGCUCCUUGCACCCCUGCCACUGUUAGCGCCAAAUACACGUGUGGCAUCAGUUCUGCUUUGUUGAGUUGGGAAGAGAGUCUGGGCCGAGAGAGCUUCUAUGUGCGCAUGGACACGAGCGAUCACGCAGACUCCUGCAGCACAACUCAAACGCACUGCUCCAUCAGCUCGCUGAGGUGUGGAAGACUUUAUAACGUCAGUGUGGAAUCAGUGUCCGGACACUGCAACAGCAGCCACGCAGUUCACACGCAGCUACAGACAGCCCCUUGUGCACCACAGAAUGUGACUGCAAGUCUACAGUGUUCGAACAACACUGCCACCGUGUCAUGGGUGGGCAGUGCUGGAGCUGUGGGCUAUAAUGUCACUGCACUGGGCCAUGAUGGUGAUGUCAUUAGCAGUCACGUCACUGGCGCUAGCUGCCAACUACCCAGCCUGCACUGUUCUCAGACCUAUGACAUUAUCAUCACACCCCUCUCUAACAUGUGUGCUGGGUUUCCAAGCACUGCCUACACAUUCAUUGCAGGCCCCUGUCCUCCCACUAAUGUUCAAGUGUCUCUGCAAUGUGACGGUAAUGUGGGCUUUGUCUAUUGGACUGCCGCCAGCCAUGCUGAGCUGUACAUUGCCACAGCAGUGGGUAACGAGGGCCACACCCACACUUGCACCACCAAUGGCACCAGCUGCAACUUCACUGACCUGCAAUGUGGAGAGAACUACACUCUGACAGUGGUUACGGUGGAACGUGGUUGCCAGAGUGAACCCAGCACACCUGUCAUUCUAAGAUCAGCUAUCUGCCCUCCCUUUAAUCUGGCUGGUCACACCAACUGUGCUACUAAUGACAUCAGCAUCACAUGGGACCCCAGUCUGGUGUCUGGAGUCACUUACUUCCUGUCCAUCCGUCAGGUGGGUGGGCUGAACUCCACAUCCAGCACAGUGGAAACGUCACAUGCUCUAACAGGACUUCAGUGCGGAAAUAGUUUCAUCAUACAAGUGGCUGCUCAGGACAGCACCUGCACCAGUCCAUACGGCAAAGCAACACAGAUCUACACAGCUCCCUGUCCACCCAGUAGUCUAGCAGCAGCUGCUAGCUGUGGCACAAAUAGGGGCAAUAUCAGCUGGCAUGAUGGAGCUGGGGCACACAUCUAUACUGCCAAUGUGGUGGCCAACAAUGGACAAACUGUUUCCUGUACGUCCAAUAGCACUUCCUGUUCUGUGAAGCUGGAAUGUGGACAUCAGUACACGGCAACUGUGGUUUCCUCGGUCGGCCAAUGUAACAGUACUGCAAACAACAGCAUCCAGUUUGACUCGGCACUGUGCCUGCCUGGUAAUGUGAAUGCGCAGUUAGAAUGUAAUGCUAACUCGCUAGCUGUACAUUGGGACCCCAGUCAAAACAACCCCGACUCAUAUACGGCUCUGGCCAUCGGUUCAGAUGGCACUCGCUUUUCCUGCAACACUAGCUCUACUUUCUGUACCAUCCAGAAUUUAAGAUGUGGCCGCACCUAUAGUAUUGUUGUGACAACAUCCACCAUUCACUGUGUCAUUGAGGGUUCAGACUACCAAAUCCAGACAGCCCCUUGUAAACCAGAGAGCCCAGCCGUUCAACUGCAGUGCAGCACUAACAUUGCUACAGUCACAUGGGACAACAAUGGAGCUGAGCAGUUUGACGUGGUGACCGCGCUGAAUUUCACUGGUGGGGCGAUAGUGUGCAACAGCACCAAUGCAUCUUGCACAUUCAGUCAGCUGCACUGCGGAGAGUCGUACACACUCAGUGUUGUUGGAUUCACUGAAAACUGCACCAGUGAUCCCAGCACAAGCUUCAGCCUCAACACAGCUCCCUGUGUACCCACUUACGUUGUAGCGACCACAAACUGUGACACUUCCAUGACCACAGUCACCUGGGAUUCAGCUCCCGGUGUCAGCAGUUACACUGUUCUUGCAGUUAGCACCUGGGGGCAAAACUCCACAUGUACCAACACAGAUAGUACCUGUUCUUUCUCUGAUCUGGAGUGCGGACAAAACUACACUAUAACAGUCACAGCCAAGGAUGACAGCUGUGUGACUUCGGCCAGUGUGCCCAUCACUGUCACUACAGGUCCAUGUCCUUACUCUGAUCUGAAGGAAACUCUGGACUGCAGCUCUAACUCUGCUCUCAUCUCAUGGACCCCCGGUAACGGCACUCUGAUUUAUAACGCCUCUGCAGUUGACUUUGACAUAGACCACCUGGUCAGCUGCAGCACAUCUGGCUCCACCUGCAAUGUCACUGGCCUUCAAUGUGGCAGCCGUUACGAAGUCAGUGUAAGAGGACAGGGACUCACCUGCCCCAGCCAAUCAGAUGACUGGAUUACACUCAAGACAGCACCUUGUCCGCCCACACAAGUGUCCAUCCAGUCAUCCUGUGAGUCGGACACUGUGUCUGUGUCUUGGUCAGCCUCUCAGGGCACUUUAUCCUACAUAGCUGUUGCCCAGGGCAGCGGAGGUCAUGGGGCAACUUGCAAUUCCACCCAGAUGGCCUGUGACAUUAUUGGCCUACAGUGUGGACAGGCUUAUGAAAUUUAUGUUUCUGGUGUGGAUGGCGACUGUAUUGGUGCCAAGAGUGAAGUUCAAAUUCUUGAAACAGCCCCUUGUGUCCCUCAAAACGUGCAGGCUAUCUUGGAGUGUCAAUCAACUUUUCUCAAUGUUAUCUGGCAACAGAGUGGUCACGUCCAUCACUACCACACCACAGUGAGAAGAAGCGAUGGUCAUGUGAUAGUGUGUGACUCGAAUACAACCUUCUGCCAAGCACCCAACAUACUUUGUGGCCUGACCUACAGUGUGGUGGUGGUCGCCCAUAGUAAAACCUGCAACAGUUCAAACAGUGUUGUGCGAAAUGUCACCUCAGCCCCGUGUGCGCCAGAGGACAUCAGUGCAGUCCUGGACUGUGAAUUAAACACAGUGUCUGUGUCCUGGGACACUAGUGUGGAUGGCAUUCUCUAUAUUGCCAAAGCCUUCUACUCCAGCAAUGACCAUGAUUACUACACGUGCAACACCACAGACACCAGCUGUGACAUCACUGUGACCUGUGGCUUGAACUAUAAUGUUACUGUAGUACCAUUAAAAGAUGAUUGCACGGGGGCGAGUGCACCAACUCAGUAUGUCAUAGCAGCUCCUUGUGUCCCCAUGUUGCUGAAUGUUGAGAUGGACUGUCUGUCUGACUCGGCUUGGCUAACAUGGGAAGAGUCAGCUGGAGCAGAGCUGUAUCUCGCAGUGGCAACUGACAGUGAUGGAGAGAUAUACCAAUGUAACUCAACUGAAAGCCAAUGUACAGUUGAAGAACUACAGUGUGGAAGAUUCUACAACUUCACCAUGACGGCAUCCAACAGUCAAUGCGAGAGCCCAGUCAGCAACACUGUGGAGAGUGAGACAGCCCCUUGUCCUCCUCAGAAUGUGGCCACAUCAGUGAGCUGUGACACUGGUACAGUGAGUGUGUCAUGGCUUGAGAGUGUUAAUGCUUUGAGCUACAUGGCUACUUUGGAAAGAGCUGACGGAGACACCACCUGCUGCACGGCAAACUCAACUUCCUGUGAGGUCACUUCUCUUCUGUGUGGCCAGAUGUAUGUCCUGACAGUCACUGCUGAAGGUCGCACAUGCAACAGCUCCCAGAGCACUGAGGUCAUCGUACGGUCAGUUCCCUGUAUCCCGGAGGGUCUUGUGUCCACUACGAGCUGCAGUGAUAACGUGGCCACCUUGUCUUGGGUGAGCAAUGAAGCUGGUGAGCUCUACACAGUCCAAGCCUAUAGUGUUGAUGGCAUCUUCUUUGACAGCUGCUCAGGGUUUGGCCAGUCAUGUGAUCUGACAUCACUGUUGUGCGGUGUGCCGUACACCGCCACAAUCAUAGCAAAGCACAGCACCUGCGCCAGCCCACCCAGUGCACCUGCUCCAGUCAGAACAGUGCCCUGCAUACCCGUGACUGUGACCACUAAUGUGAGCUGCCAGGGGAACGGCCUGUCCGUGUUCUGGCAGGAGAGUGCGGGAGCGGACUCUUACACGGCUACCCUUGAGGACAGUAAUGGCCAUCUCACCAACUGUCAAAGCCUGAACAACACUACAUGUACAGUUAAUGGACUCAAUUGCGGACAGAUCUACCACGUCAGUGUGGUGGCAUCAGAUGGAUACUGUAACAGCCCACCUAGUGCCGUCUUUGAGACACACUCGGUUCCAUGUUCAGCUCGUGACAUCCGAUCACUGAUAGAUUGUCAGUCUGGUACGGCUGCAUUGUCAUGGCAGCCAGGCAUAGGAGCGAUACAGUACACAGCCGCUGCAAUCAGCGAGUCCGGUCAUACACUCAGCUGUGAGAGUAAUGACACCAGCUGUGAGCUAGCAGACCUGGCCUGUGCAGAGAGCUACAACAUCACUGUGUCAGCACAUGGACAGACCUGCAGCAGUACUGCAAACAUGAUUGGACACUUGAAGACAGGCCCCUGUACACCUCAGCAUGUGGAGGUGCAGUACAGCUUAUCUAUUGGCCAGCUGUCCUGGGACAGGACCAAAGGGGCUGUCAUGUAUACAGCCCAGGCUGCCACUGAUCAAGGAUCAGUUGUGUCCUGUUCAACCAGCGACACGUCCUGUGCCCUCUACAAUCUCUCCUGCAGUCAGACAUACAGCAUCACUGUGACAGCCCAGAAUGAUGUGUGCCAUGGGAUUGCUGUUUCUGCACCAUCUACCCUAAAGACAGAACCCUGCCCACCCAAGGAUGUGCAGACUCAUGUGAAGUGCUCGAGUGAUAAAGGGAUUGUGUCGUGGGAGGAGAGUGAGGGGGCGCUGGCAUACGUGGUGUUCCUGGAGGGCCGUAACGGUCACAGUCUGUCCUGCUACACGACAAGCUCUAGCUGCAGUGUGACGAGGCUGAUUUGUGGUACCGUUUACCAAGCUCACGUACGCGCCAUUGGAGAAACUUUUAACAGCACAGAUAGCGAGACUGUUCUCCUUACAUCAGCCCCCUGUCCACCAGAUUCCAGUUUGGUCACUGUCGAUGUGAAUUGUGAGAAUGCCACGGCAUUGGUCAGCUGGGAAUGGAGUGGCGGAGCUACAUCCUAUGAGCUCACUGCUACCAGUAACAACAGCCACAUCGCCACCUGCGUCUCUGUAGACAAUUACUGCAAUGUCAGCGAGCUAGCUUGUGGACAGACUUACACGAUCAGCCUUACAGCAGUCAACGAGGGAUGCCAGGUUACCCAGGAGACGGGCGUCACCUUCCAAACACGCCCAUGUGCUCCCCUACGUGUGGAAGUGGACCUUCAUUGCCAGUCUAACACAGCAGUAAUCACCUGGGAACAAAGGGACGAUGUGUUAUACUACCUUGUGAGCGCCACACUGAGCACUGGAGAAGUAACCACAGUUUGUAACUCCACAACUGAUGGGUGUGCCAUAAGUGGGCUGCAGUGUGGAGAGGAGUACGCCUGCACCAUCACAGCCUACAGCAGAGAUUGCUAUAGUGAUAUCAGCAGCACUGUCUACAUUCACACAGAACCUUGUCAGCCAACCCAGCCGAGCAUUUUAGGAUCAUGUGAUAACAACACCAUUCUCUUGAACUGGGAUGACAGCAGAGGCGCAUCCAGUUACACAGUGACUGUAACAGGCAAUCUGGGAUAUGCUAACUCAAUCCAGACCUCUGAAUCCAUCCUAGAGGUGGAGCUUCUCUGUGGACAGACGUACAACUUCACCAUAGUGGGGCAAAAUGAUGUCUGUGACAGCAUAACGAGCACCCCCGUCCAUUUUACCACAGCCCCAUGUGUACCGUACCACAUUCAGACCUUUGCAGAGUGUGAGGAUAAUCUUGGCGCUGUCAGCUGGGCAGGCAGUGAUGGCGCAGAUAUCUACACUGCCAUUGCCGUAGGACGCGAUGGCCAGACCCACGUGUGCAUAACAAACACAACCUUCUGUACCUGGAACGACCUGCAUUGUGGAGAGAACUACACUGUCCAUGUCAUCGCAAAUGCCCAUCUCUGCAGCAGUGCGCCCAGUAACACCACAACCAUCCACACAGCUCCAUGCAUCCCUCGGAACCUGGGGUCUGCUUUCGACUGUGACCUGAGAGUGGCUUCUCUCACCUGGGAAGCAGUUGAAAAUGCUCAGAUAUACCUGGUGUCUGCAGAGGCCAGCAGUGGCCACCAGGUGUCGCUCUCCACCAAUAACACAAGUGCACAAAUCUCAGAGUUUUACUGUGGUCAGCAGUACUUUCUGACAGUGCAAGCAGUAGGGCAUGCGUGUAGGAGCCGCCCCAGCAAUGCCUCAGUACUGCAGACAGAACCCUGCACUCCCACGUCUGUCUUCGCCUUUACGGACUGCAUCUCCAAUAUCGCCACAGUAUUCUGGGACCCAGCUGACGGUGCAGAAUUUUACACAGCAACAGUGGGAGGCCCAGACGGGCCUUUGGAAACAUGCAUGUCCUGGUCAGUGAGUUGUGGCAUGCCCAAACAUUCCUGUGGCGAAACUUACAAUGUUAGCGUGAUUGCUUCCAGUCGCCAGUGUAACUCAACACCCAGUGCACUGGGCACUCUCAACACAGUUCCCUGUAUUCCAACGGCUGUUUCUGUGGUGCUGGACUGUGCCACUGCUGAGGCACAUGUGUCAUGGAACACAAGCACGGGAGCGUUGUACUACACUGCUUAUGCCUGGAGCAGUACUUUAGAUUUUUUGUCCUGUGAUAGCUCUGGCCCUGUCUCACAUUGCAUUCUGAGUAAUCUCAUCUGUGGAGAAAUUUACACUGUCCAGGUGGUUGCUGUUGGAGAUGAAUGCUCCAGUCUGCCCAGUCAGGCAGCACACUUCCGCACAGUUCCCUGUGCUCCAGUGGUUACUGCUGCACACCUGGACUGCUACACUGACUCUGUGCUGCUGCAGUGGACCCCGAUCACGGGCUCCGUCUCCUACACUGCUGAUGCCAGAACACUUGGGGGCCUCACCUCCACCUGUUCCUCCAACAGCACCAACUGUGAGCUGAACGGACUGACUUGUGGACAAACAUACAGUGUUACCGUGGUGUCAUAUGAUGGAGAGUGCCACAGCACACGUGGACCUGCCCUGGAAGUGCCAUCAGUACCCUGUCCACCUCAGGAUGUACAGUUAAGUUGGCUGUGUUCUUCAAACUCCGCAUUUGUGCAGUGGAUUAAUGGUACAGGGGCGGAGUCAUACGAGGUGCAUGCCAUAAGCACAGAAGGCCACAUGACAGGAUGUAGCAGCACAAAUACUUCCUGUGUUUUGCCUUACCUCACAUGUGGCUCUGAGUACAACGUCAGUGUGGUUGCCUUUGGCCACCAGUGUAAUGUUUCAAAGAGUACAAUCACAGGUCUGCAUUCAGUACCAUGUGUACCUGACCAGCUUCAAGCAAACCUCAGCUGUGGAUCUGGUGUGGUUGACGUGUCCUGGCGUCCUAGCAAAGGAGCCGUCUUUUACACAGCUUUCGCUGAGGGCAACGGGGGCUUUGCAUCAUCAUGUAACAGCAACAGCAGUACAUGCGAGUUCACUCAACUACUAUGCGGACUGUCCUACAGCAUCAGCGUGACAGCCUCAAACCAUGCAUGUACCAGUGAUCACAGUCAUAGCAUAUCGCUGGACACAGUUCCAUGCGAGCCACAAGGAAUCAUUGCUCAAAUUGAGUGUAGAAGCCACACAGGUGUAGUGUCCUGGGAAUCAGGAGAGGGCGGUGUGUUCUACCAAGUGCAAGCAUCCAGUCCAGAUGGACACCAGGAACAUUGUGGCAGUCCCGCCACCAGCUGCAGAUUGCCCAGCUUGUAUUGCGGUCAAGCCUACAACCUCACAGUGACUGCCCAGAACAGCCACUGUGACAGCCAAAGUGCCUUUUCAAAACUACAGUCAGUUCCCUGUACACCUACCGAUGUGCAGGCGUCUCUCAUAUGCCUGUCUAACUCUGCGGCUGUGACAUGGAAGAGUGCCUUAGGAGCGCUGUCCUACCAGGCUGAGGGCAUUACAGUAGAUGGAAACCAUACGGCUUACUGCAACAGCAACGUGACCCAAUGUAACCUGGAGCAUCUACUCUGUGGACGGACCUAUAAUGUGUCGGUGCUGUCUGCGGACCAUGUGUGCAGCAGCGAGGAGAGUGCAUUUACACAAGUGCAAACUGCACCUUGUCCUCCUCAAGCGGUUGAUGUUUGGGUGAACUGCUCUACUGCCGUUAUUACUGUCACAUGGGCAGCCAAUCCAAAUGCAGAAUCGUUUCGUGUGAGGGCUGCGACCACUGGAGGAGUUGUCCUAUCAUGUGACUCCACUGGCACCAGCUGUUCGAUCGGUGGUUUGCCAUGUGGCCACACAUAUUCUGUCACUGUGACAGCUAUCAGGGGCGGUUGUGAGAGUCAAGCCAGCACAGCUGUUAAUGCAUCUUCAGCUCCAUGUGUUCCUCAGGGGGAGCAAGGAAACCUGGACUGUGUUACCAACGCAGCCUGGGUGUCAUGGUUACAAGCAGAGGGGGCGGAAUCAUACUCUGUGCUGGCAGUGGAUGUGGGCGGAGCUAACUCCAGCUUCUCAACUAAAGGCCUGCACUGUAACAUUCCCGACCUGCGGUGUGGAGCAUCGUACACCUUCCACGUCACUGCAGUGAACUCAUUCUGCAGCAGCGGACCCAGCAACACCUUCCAAAUUCAGACAGCUCCGUGCGCCUUUGCCUCCAUCACUGCACACACAGACUGUUACAGCAGCCAUAUCACAGUCAGCUGGCAGGUGAACGAAGGCUCUUCCUUCUACGUGGCCACAGCAGAAGAUCAGGACCUCAGCACCCUGGUAUGCAACAGCACAGGCACUUCCUGUGACCUCACUGAAGUGCGGUGUGGAAUGCAGUACACUAUUAUAGUGUCCGCCUCCUCCGACAAAUGCAGCAGCCUUCGGAGUCCUCCUUACAAGAUUAACACAGCACCUUGUGUUCCGCAAAAUGUGUCUUUGAAGCUGGUGUGUGAAACAAACGGCCUGCAGGCAUCAUGGUCUGAUUCUCUGGUGGCCGAGUCAUACUCUCUCAUGGCCCAUGGCAGAGACGGGGACAUCCGUACCUGUAGAAGCAAUGGAAACAACUGCACCCUACCCCACCUGCAAUGCGGACAGACUUACAAUGUUAGCGUAACAGCUUCAGCUGGAAACUGCACCAGCCUUGCAAGUCAGCAGGUGACCUUCCACACAGUGCCCUGUGAACCUCAGAAUCUGAGUGUAGCGGUGCAGUGUGACACCAGGACAGCAACACUCUUGUGGACAGAGAGGCAGGGAUCAUUGCAGUACUUUGCAUGGGCUGAAACCAAGGAGGGGAACACACUUCAUUGUAACACCAGGAGUGCUUCCUGUAGCAUCCAUGGACUGACCUGUGGGACAGUGUAUAACUUCAGUGUGCAGGCAACAGAUGGCACCUGUGACAGCUCCAUCAGCAUGCCAGUCCAGCAGGGCGCAGUCCCAUGUCCUCCUGGCACUGUGAAAGUGAAGACUCAACUUAUGGGUGACACCACUCUGCUCAUGGUCUCCUGGAGUUCUGUGGAUUGUCCUAACGUCACAUACCUGGUACAGGUGACCGGCCGUAUCCAGGACAACUCGCAGUCAGUUUUGGACGUGUCAUCUUAUUGGACAGACGGAAACUACUUUGAGUUCCCUGUGCCCUGUAGCACCUCCUACAAUGUGACAGUCCGAGCACAAAACUCAGCUGGGAUCAGUGAACCAUCUCAGGCCAUUACUGGUGUCACAGUUCCCUGUCCUCCACUAGAUGUCACCUUCACGGCUGAUAACUCUUCAGCAACAGUGGCAUGGAAGUCCUCAGCUCUCACCACAAGAUACACUAUUUACCAGCUCCUCUCUGGGGGCAGAGUGGCUGUCUGCAGCACUACAAACCUCAGCUGUCAGGCCUCUGGGCUGCAGGGCUCCAGUGUUGGUGUGACAGCUAGGAACAGUGCAGGAGAGAGCAUUGCCUCUAGAGUAAUUACUGGUCAAACCUCCAACCGUCGGAGGAGAGACUUGAGAGCAGCCGAAAUCUUUGCAGGACUGACCCCUGGUUUUCCAUAACCAAGGUGAUGGGGGCGAGGUACUACACCCUGAUCGUGAGAGAGCAAACUCUGUCUGGCCGUAUGAAAGAGGUUCUGUCCGUGUACAACAAGACUGCUACUGUUACUGACCUCAAACCCACCACACGCUACUGUGUCAUCCUGUCUGCCAAAACCCCCAUCACUCCCAACCUGUGUGUGUCACCACUGGAGUCUCUGAGUGAACUUAUUACCUCCAAGAUGGACUGUAAAGCACUGUAGAUAAACAACCAACAGAUGCUGUUUAUUACUAGAACAAGCAUCUUCUCUUUCUCUCAUUUCUUUCAUGAUCACUACUAAAAAGACUGGAUCGAAAAAAGCAACAAAUCAGCAGAUUAGAAAUUUCGGAAAAUCUAAUCAAAUACAAUGAAAAUCCUUGUGACUGAUCACCUCUUUAACUAAUCAUUUAUAAUCAAAAUGAAACAAUUUAAUUAAUUGGAUUUUUACUGAUGUAAUAUCUAAUAUAUGAUGAUCUCUGAUAAUUAAAAUGCAUAUUUUUGUAUGAAAAGCAUAGAAAAGAUUACUUAAAGAGAUAAGAUGUGAUACCCUGUGGUGAUGUUAGAAAUGUUGCAUAACACCUAGUUUUUUUUUUUUUUUUAAGAAAGUUAUAUAUUUCAUAAAGUAAUUUUCUGUAACUAGUAAUUUUUUCAAUCAAGAAUGUUUGCAUUGUUAGAACAAAUAAAUUGGUAAUUUAUCAA